Messenger RNA from Paramecium tetraurelia, 495 nucleotides. RefSeq lists its product as uncharacterized. The record is from RefSeq and is a predicted model, not a curated record. NCBI's taxonomy places the organism in Eukaryota, Ciliophora, Oligohymenophorea, Peniculida, Parameciidae. The transcript has a single exon.
AUGAUCUCUAUGUAAAAAGUGAAUUAAAUAAAACCAACAGAUUAGUUUCUCGAAGAACAACUAUUUAUUGAAGAAACCCAAUCUAAUAAUAAGAAUUUAAUAAACACUAAAAAAAUCUAAGGAUUAUAGUUACCAAUUAAAAAAUAAAAAGGUUAGGAAAGGAAUUUGAAGAACUUUCCAAAAUUGAUUGGAAAUAAUCUGUGCAAAUAUGCCACAUAUAAUUCCUCAAAACAUCCCAAAGGGAUAUAAGAAAUGAUCAAAAAAAAGACGGCACAUCAAUAAGUAGGUUUCAAGAUUGCAGAUUUGAGACAGGUUUGCCUAUCAGAUGGAGAAUCAUAGAAAUUAUUUCAAAUUUAUUUGAAAAAUUAAUUGCUAUUAGAUUUGAUUUAUAGUCCUAAAAUUAAUGAUCCUUUGGCUUAUAUAACUGGGAUAUGUAACUAUUAUGCAGCUAGUUUUGUACCAUAGAAAAUGGUUGGAAGCUACAUCAUUAAAUGA